Molecule: messenger RNA, 4189 nt
Organism: Homalodisca vitripennis (glassy-winged sharpshooter)
Lineage: Eukaryota; Metazoa; Arthropoda; Insecta; Hemiptera; Cicadellidae
Exons: 2
Coding region: 1445-2458 (337 amino acids)
Source: RefSeq, a predicted model, not a curated record
UGUCAAGUGGACUGUGUAUCAUACUUGGUUAUUUGUGUAAGCAUUCAAACUGUACCUCACAACAGUUGCUGUCAGGUGGACUGUGUAUCAUACUUGGUUAUUUGUGUAAGCAUUCAAACUGUACCUCACAACAGUUGCUGUCAUAUAGACUACGUAUCAUACUUGGUUAUUUGUGUAAGCAUUCAAACUGUACCUCACAACAGUUGCUGUCAAGUGGACUGUGUAUCAUACUUGGUUAUUUGUGUAAGCAUUCAAACUGUACCUCACAACAGUUGCUGUCAGGUGGACUGUGUAUCAUACUUGGUUAUUUGUGUAAGCAUUCAAACUGUACCCCACAACAGUUGAUGUCAGGUGGACUGUGUAUCAUACUUGGUUAUUUGUGUAAGCAUUCAAACUGUACCCCACAACAGUUGCUGUCAAGUAGACUGUGUAUCACACUUGGUUAUUUGUGUAGGCAUUCAAACUGUACCCCACAACAGUUGAUGUCAGGUGGACUGUGUAUCAUACUUGGUUAUUUGUGUAAGCAUUCAAACUGUACCUCACAACAGUUGCUGUCAAGUAGACUGUGUAUCACACUUGGUUAUUUGUGUAGGCAUUCAAACUGUACCCCACAACAGUUGAUGUCAGGUGGACUGUGUAUCAUACUUGGUUAUUUGUGUAAUCAGACAAACUGUACCUCACAACAGUUGCUGUCAGGUGGACUGUGUAUCACACUUGGUUAUUUGUGUAGGCAUUCAAACUGUACCUCACAACAGUUGCUGUCAAGUAGACUGUGUAUCACACUUGGUUAUUUGUGUAGGCAUUCAAUCUGUACCCCACAACAGUUGAUGUCAGGUGGACUGUGUAUCAUACUUGGUUAUUUGUGUAAGCAUUCAAACUAUACCCCACAACAGUUGCUGUCAGGUGGACUGUGUAUCACACUUGGUUAUUUUUGUAGGCAUUCAAACUAUACCCCACAACAGUUGAUGUCAGGUGGACUGUGAAUCAUACUUGGUUAUUUGUGUAAGCAUUCAAACUGUACCUCACAACAGUUGCUGUUAGGUGGACUGUGUAUCACACUUGGUUAUUUGCUGUAAUCAGACAAACUGUACAUCACAACAGUUGCUGUCAGGUAGACUGUGUAUCACACUUUGUUAUUUUGUGUAGGCAUUCAAACUGUACCUCACAACAGUUGCUGUCAUAUAGACUACGUAUCAUACUUGGUUAUUUGUGUAGGCAUUCAAACUGUACCUCACAACAGUUGCUGUCAUAUAGACUACGUAUCAUACUUGGUUAUUUGUGUAGGCAUUCAAACUGUACCUCACAAAAGUUGCUGUCAGGUGGACUGUGUAUCACACUUGGUUAUCUGUGUAAUCAGACAAACUGUACAUUACAAAAGUUGCUGUCAUAUAGACUAUGUAUCAUACUUGGUUAUUUGUGUAGGCAUUCAAACUGUACAUCACAAAUGUUGCUGUCAGGUAGACUGUGUAUCACACUUGGUUAUCUGUGUAAUCAGACAAACUGUACAUUACAAAAGUUGCUGUCAUAUAGACUAUGUAUCAUACUUGGUUAUUUGUGUAGGCAUUCAAACUGUACCUCACAAAAGUUGCUGUCAGGUGGACUGUGUAUCAUACUUGGUUAUUUGUGUAGGCAUUCAAACUGUACCUCACAACAGUUGCUGUCAGGUGGACUGUGUAUCACACUUGGUUAUUUGUGUAGGCAUUCAAACUGUACCUCACAACAGUUGCUGUCAGGUGGACUGUGUAUCACAUUUGGUUAUCUGUGUAAUCAGACAAACUGUACAUUACAAAAGUUGCUGUCAUAUAGACUAUGUAUCAUACUUGGUUAUUUGUGUAGGCAUUCAAACUGUACCUCACAAAAGUUGCUGUCAGGUGGACUGUGUAUCACACUUGGUUAUCUGUGUAAUCAGACAAACUGUACAUUACAAAAGUUGCUGUCAUAUAGACUAUGUAUCAUACUAGGUUAUUUGUGUAGGCAUUCAAACUGUACCUCACCAAAGUUGCUGUCAGGUGGACUGUGUAUCAUACUUGGUUAUUUGUGUAGGCAUUCAAACUGUACCUCACAACAGUUGCUGUCAGGUGCACUGUGUAUCACACUUGGUUAUUUGUGUAGGCAUUCAAACUGUACAUCACAACAGUUACUGUCAUAUAGACUAUGUAUCAUACUUGGUUAUUUGUGUAAGCAUUCAAACUGUACCUCACAAAAGUUGCUGUCAGGUGGACUGUGUAUCAUACUUGGUUAUUUGUGUAGGCAUUCAAACUGUACCUCACAACAGUUGCUGUCAGGUAGACUGUGUAUCACACUUGGUUAUUUGUGUAGGCAUUCAAACUGUACCUCACAAAAGUUGCUGUCAGGUGGACUGUGUAUCACACUUGGUUAUUUGUGUAGGCAUUCAAACUGUACAUCACAAAAGUUGCUGUCAGGUGGACUGUGUAUCACACUUGGUUAUUUGCUGUAAUCAGACAGACUGUACCUCACAAAAGUUGCUGUCAGGUAGACUGUGUAUCACACUUGGUUAUUUGUGUAGGCAUUCAAACUGUACCUCACAACAGUUACUGUCAUAUAGACUAUGUGUCACACUUGGUUAUUUGCUGUAAUCAGACAAACUGUACAUCACAACAGUUGCUGUCAUAUAGACUAUGUAUCAUACUUGGUUAUUUGCUGUAAUCAGACAAACUGUACCUCACAAAAGUUGCUGUCAGGUAGACUGUGUAUCACACUUGGUUAUUUGUGUAGGCAUUCAAACUGUACCUCACAAAAGUUGCUGUCAGGUGGACUGUGUAUCACACUUGGUUAUCUGUGUAGGCAUUCAAACUGUACAUCACAAAAGUUGCUGUCAGGUGGACUGUGUAUCACACUUGGUUAUUUGCUGUAAUCAGACAAACUGUACAUCACAACAGUUGCUGUCAUAUAGACUAUGUAUCAUACUUGGUUAUCUGUGUAAUCAGACAAACUGUACCUCACAAAAGUUGCUGUCAGGUGGACUGUGUAUCACACUUGGUUAUCUGUGUAAUCAGACAAACUGUACCUCACAAAAGUUGCUGUCAGGUGGACUGUGUAUCACACUUGGUUAUUUGCUGUAAUCAGACAGACUGUACAUCGCAACAGACAAAACCUUUAUCUGACAAACAAUAUUUGGGGAUUCCGUAAACAAGUUAAUCUGUGGUGCUAACAAAACAGAAUGGGUAUUGUGAUUAUGUUGACUGAUUAUUUGUAGGUGAUCACCCCUCACUAAAUCCAUGACACUUUAAGAAUCCCAUUCAAAUACGAGAGCAUCUUUUAAAACGCUGCAAUCUGCCCACAGACAUCGCCUUGAUCCACGACGAGUCCGGAGUGAAAUAUCAGUGCUUGAAGUGUGACAAGAUCUACGUACAUAGGCGCAGUCUCCGCAAACACCAGCGGUAUCAGUGCGGGGACAAGCGUCCCUUUAGCUGUCAUCUCUGUCCGUACAGUGCCAAACAGAAGAUACACCUCAGGUCUCAUCUCGCCAGCCACCACAAGGAGUACUCUUGUCCUCCCUGAACUAUGUGUAUUCAGAUAUAUGGCGUAUUUUCUUUGUUGGUUGUCUUAGAAAUGUUGGCCUAAUAUUAUGAGUGUUUCAAUGUUCAAAAGUUCUUGUGAAUAUUAUUGUACAAAGUUGAUAUUCAACAAAUUUGUUUAUUUAACUUUGGGAAGCAACAAUAUCGGUAUAUUCAUCUCGAUUCAGGUUUGUGUUUUUGGUUUGUGCUUCCCAUGUUUAAGUAUACUGACUAGAAAUCUGCUACGUUUGUGACAAGUCUAUGGCCGACUGUAUUUUGUUUUUAUUUGUUUAUAUUGCUAGAAAAGUCUCCAGAAUUGUUGAAUUUGCCUUCUGGUUCAGUUGAUAAAUAUCAAAUACAUUUUGUGACACCAGUUAGUCAUUACAUUUUUGGAACCCUAAAAAGUGGGAUUGUGUUGUGGGAAAUUUGAUAUUCUGAAACAACGCAUCAUUGUAGACCACGUAUUGCCUGUAAGAUAUGUUGGAUAUGCUGACACAACGGACAUUUUAUAUUUUAUUAAAUAAGAUUGUUUUUCUUUAGUUCCAAUAUGGCUAAUGUUUUAAAGUGUUUUACUACAUUUUCUCUUAGUCAAGUAAAUAUAAGGUAUUAUUCAGUUAUUUUACAAAAUGAAACGUAUUUUAAUGUGAAUAAUAAAAUCUUUAUAACACCUA